Alternaria rosae is the source of this 3263-nucleotide messenger RNA. RefSeq lists its product as uncharacterized. The transcript has 6 exons. The record is from RefSeq and is a predicted model, not a curated record. The coding region runs from base 131 to 2899 and encodes 922 amino acids. Lineage: Eukaryota; Fungi; Ascomycota; Dothideomycetes; Pleosporales; Pleosporaceae.
CCCCUUCUUUCUAUCCAAUAGGAUGACAGCGACUGCAAGCCCCGUGGGGCUAUGUCGUUCAGCUGCUUAGCAGCAUAUCUCUUCAUCAGCUCGCAUCCGCAGGAAUUUCACGCUCGCUUUAGAUUCGAAAAUGGCCGAGGCACUCGCUAUAAUCGGGCUGGUAUCUAAUAUCCUAUCUUUUAUCGACUUUGGUAUCAAAUUCGCUUCUGGGACUCGGGAUGUGCGCGAUUCCCUUCACGGUACAACUGCGGAAGUGCGAGAGCUGGAGAUCAUCGUGGAAGACGUCGAAAGAUAUCAUGCGCAAGUAGACAAGUUGCGAUCCAAUGGUCAAGAGCUUUCUGCGCACGAAAAAAGUAUCAUGGGCAUGGUAAAAUACUGCCGUAACAUAGCCGAAGAUUUGCACAAGAUUAUCGAACGACUACAUGUGCGCGAAGGUCGCUCGAAGACCCUCGAAAGUAGUCGCGUUCUUUUUCAAGGUCUCUGGAAACAACGCGACAUCGAUACUCUACGAGAAAGACUUGAGGCGCUAGAUAAGAGGAUUCGGGUGAAUGUCGAACAUAUUAUUCGGAGUGAUCAUCACUCUUCACUAUCAGCCAAACUAGACGUCUUGAAGAAGGCUCAAGAUGCCUUAGCGAUCAACUAUGACACUAAGUUGGAUCGGAUUCGUGACGAAAUACUCACACUCGUAGCACAAAAUCGCACGAGCGAAGGCGCUACGCAGGCCGCGCAAUUAACUAGUCUGAAGACGAAGUUUGAUGCACUUGGAAAAGAGCACAUGGCAUGCAUCAAGCAAACCGCCACUAUCAGAAGCCUCUACUUUCCAGUGCUUCGCAGGCGCUGGAGCCAGAUUCCCAAAGCUGAUAGAGCGUCGAACACGUGGAUCUUUGAGAGGUCAUUGACAUCCUUCACAGUCUGGUUAGAGAGCACUGACGAACAUGAUGGACUUUUCUGCAUAACAGGCCGGGCAGGCAGCGGCAAGUCCACUCUUAUGAAGUUCGUAUCUGAAAAUCCUCGCACUUUCGAAUGCCUUGAAGGCUGGGCCGGCACGACCAAACUCUGCACUGCAAGCUACUACUUCUGGAAUCAAGGCUACGAAAUGCAAAAGAGCCAAGUAGGGCUCUUCCAGUCACUCCUGUACCAGAUACUCAAAUCCAUACCGAGACUCAUCGAGAUAGUGUGCCCGAACCGUCUUGAGCACGAAGAAUGGGACGUGGAGGAACUGAAAGCUACCUUCGCGCGCAUAGCUACCCAAAAAGAUUUGGAAGUCAAGUUCUGCUUCUUCAUCGACGGUCUAGACGAGUACAAUGGGGCUGAGGAGGACGUCGUCAGCGCUCUGAAGUUCCUCUCUGUAUCGAAAGACAUCAAGAUAUGUGCUUCGACCCGGCCUCGCUCGGUAUUUGAAAAGUUUUUCAAUAACAGGUCUCGCACAUUCGACAUCAAGGGCUUCACCAAAGAAGAUAUGGGACGCCAUGUUCAGCGCAAACUCGGGAAGAAUGAGAAUUUCCAACGUCUGGAGGAUGCCGAUUUCACCUGCGAAUCGAUAAUGACGGUGAUUGCAGACCUCGCGCAGGGUGUAUGGUUAUGGGUCUUCCUCAUCACUCGUGACCUUGUACACGCUGUCAACCGAGACGAGGGUGUGGAGAUGCUGUGGAAGAUCGUCAAUCUAUUUCCAGCAGAUUUGGAAGCUUACUUUGAGCGAAUGCUCAAGGCUGUCAAGCCACAAUACCUUGAAGAGAUGUCGCAGAUCUUCCUGAUCACGGUCGAUGAACUGCAACCGCUCCCGCUAUACGCAUUCUGGCUACUGGAGAGUGAACGCAAGAAUCCCGCCCACACCAUCAACGUCCCCAUACGACCCCUCCGAGACUGUGACUUGAAAGACGAGUACCCAAAGUGGAGGUCGCUUAUCCAGAACAGAUGUAGCGACCUUCUUGUUGUCAACGAUCAAGAACACCCCCUCCUCCCGUGGAGUCACACGGUCGACUUCCUCCACCGGACGGUCGGCGACUUCUUGCAGGACAAUUACUACUCCCAACUACAAGCCAAUCUGAACGGCGAGUUUAGCUCUACGUCUACCCUAUGUAAGAUGUGCCUUGUAAUGCUCAAAUCACUUCCGGAUGUCGACUUCAAUGCACGACUUUCAAUCAACAUAGUCAUCGGGCUAACGGACGAGCUACUUUAUUACGCUUACGAAACCGAGAGAACCGACCCAAGCCCUACGUCAUCCCUAGUAGAGGUUCUUGAUGAGGUGGAUCGCGUCAAUACCCACCACGCACGUGGUACAAGAAACCACUGGACGCAUGCCCGUGAUGCAGUCGUCGACCGUGGGUAUGAUAUGUAUCGUGAGGGGGACAAUUACAACUUUCUUGCACUGACUGUGCAAGCACGCCUCGUCAAAUACGUUCGUGCGAAGUUAGACGCCAAUCCAAACAAUGCGCGAAAAGGCGGGCGACCACUACUGGACUAUGCGCUCCGCCCACGUCGAAUUACACCCAUCAAUAUGAAAUACCACUCCAAGCGCGAUGAUCCGAGUGUGAAUGUGGAUAUGGUACGGCUACUCCUCGAACGCGGGGCAGAUCCGAACCAGCCUGUUCACCUCAACGACAGCAAGUCAGUCUGGCACCUUUUUUUACUCUCAAUGGACGAGACCGUGUCACGUGUUCAAGUGGGUGGUACCAAGCCUUCCGCAGGUCUCACGAGCGCUUGGUACAAGUGCUGCGAACUACUCAUUCAACACGGUGCCCGGAAAGACUCCUACGAAAAUGAGAGCGGAUUGGAAACAACGGAUUAUGGCAUCUUCAAGUAUCUCUUUGGGUCUGCGAGAGCAAAGGAUCUAGUGGCGCUUAUGGACGAGAAGGAGCGAGAGGAGCAACAGGGGAAGGGCUCGUGUAUGGUUAUGUAGUACCCCACAGGCUAUAUCGGUAUCAAAACAAAAGUUGGUAAGGUAUCGACUCAAAGUCGACUUCUGGGUAACUUACUUCUAUCAUCCUCUCCAGAAAACGACCAUUCCCGUGCUUGAGGCUUGGUCUCCUUAGCGGCAUGCCGGAUUGCUUCGACUUGAGGACCACACCUUCAGGCGCAGGACCCUGGACCCGAGCUUUGCGCUUCCAUAGUCUUGGCACCACUACCAACGUCACCAGGUGUAGACACAAAUUGUGUCGCAUUUUUUUUUCUAGGUAGAACUAUACAUUAUCUUACAAAGUAUUGACCUGUUCAGAUCUAAUAGUGUGUAUGCAGCAAAUCGCGGCGCUCUUAGUUCACACAAG